AGUCAAUGAAGCUAUGGGAUUUAAAUACUUCCAAGAUAAAAUACCAAAUGGAAACAAAAUUCCCCACCCAUGUAAGCCUAACUACGUGUGGCAGGGGGUAGGACAUAAGAAUUCGAUGGGUGGAGGGGAGAGGAACGCAUUUGGAUUGGCGUUUGCAGCAAAUGGAAAGGUAUGGGAUGCUAAAUUGUGUAACGCUGAUUCUGACAAUGAUGGGAAAACAAAUGGUGUUGAACUUGGAGAUCCUAACUGUGAAUGGACGGAAGGAGAGGCUCCUGAAUCAACUAAAGACAUUUCGCACCCAGGUGUAUGUGAGCCUUGGGACUCUGCAGAAUGUUUAGCACACAAUCAGUGGGAAUUUUGUGACAGCGAACUCUUCUCUUGCCCAGCUAUGGAUGCAACGGAUGACGUUCGUAAUGUCAGUGUUCGUUUCCCGCCAACGCAGGUGCCUGCUCUAGAGACGAAUUAUUAUUGUAUUACGGUAGAGCUGCCGGAGGAUGGAGAUUAUCAUCUUAUUGCAACAACUCCAAUCAUCAACAAUACAUACGUAAUGCAUCACAUGUUGCUGUUUGGAUGUAAAGAAGGGGAUCUAACGGGUGAAAAUGAUGCUCGCAAAAGGUUUGCCAAACCCACACUGUGUGGGAUGGACACUGUAUGCAGGAACAUAAUUAGUACUUGGACUCUUGGCCUAGCAGGAGAGUGUUUUGAUAAGCGUGCUGCUUUCAGAAUAGGCAAAAACGGAUACAAAUAUGCGGUCAUGAGGUUUUGGAUACAGGGAAUAUCCCAAGGGAUAUUCCAUGUAUCCAAACCGACCGUGCAUAACUGGUGUAUCUCAUACAUGCACUGGAACAACCCCGAAUUGCGCUCUGAUUACACAGACAGCUCUGGUUUGACGCUAUUCUACACUCCAAAUAAAAGGCAAUAUGAUGCUGGUUAUUUUUUAGUUGGUCAACGUUACCUUAAGAUUGAGGGAGGACUGGAGAUUCACACAGCCACUGCAAGAGCAUCGUCCAAAUGUACUCGACAUCUCAUGCCCGAUCCCAUUUACAUACUGGGUGCUCUUCUACAUAUGCAUUACCUUGGAAAAGCAGGCUAUCUUGAUCAUUAUCGUGAUGGAAAUAAGGUGGGGACGUUCGGACGAGAUGACGUCUUUAGCUACGACUCUCCGGUGAAUCAUAUGCAUGAGCCCCCGAAAGAAUUUUUACCUGGUGACGAGAUCUUCAUUAGCUGCACCUUCGAUUCACGCUCAAGAAAAGAAACCACUUACUACGGCGACGAUACAUCAGCUGAAAUGUGCUACGGAUUUUUCCAGUACUACCCAGUGAAUGAUAACUUGACAGCUAUCGUGCAGUACAAAAACGUGGAUAUCUGUGCACCUGCUAGCGACAAGAAAGUGAUACAAGGGUGCAACGUUCGAGGGUUUAUAUUCAGCCCAUCGGGACUGACAGACUUCUCAACUAAUGUGUUGUCAAAAUGCUCGGUGACUGGUGAUACAUGUAAGCCAGAAUGCAAGGAGCUGGUCAAAGAAGCUAGGUUGAAUGACAGGUGUAUGGGUAACAAUGAAGUUUACGCAACGAUAAAGGGUCUUUUGAGGGAAAACCAGGACGUUCAAAGGGUCUGGAAAGGAUUUGAGUCUUGCGAUAACGAACUAGAGAAAGAGAAGAAGACGUCUUCUGCCUCCAUUCUAUCGACAUCCAUUUCACUUUUUAGUUGCGCUACUUGCUUCAUCAUUCUGAUUACAUGA
This is a messenger RNA of Owenia fusiformis, 1741 nucleotides long. NCBI's taxonomy places the organism in Eukaryota, Metazoa, Annelida, Polychaeta, Sabellida, Oweniidae. The record is from the annotation of a GenBank genome assembly.